Molecule: messenger RNA, 288 nt
Organism: Rotaria sordida
Lineage: Eukaryota; Metazoa; Rotifera; Eurotatoria; Philodinida; Philodinidae
Source: the annotation of a GenBank genome assembly
AUGCCACUGCAUUCAGCUAAAACACUUUAUCGAGGUCAAAUCAUUUCAGCUGGUGAACUUCAACAACUCAAAGAUAAUAUUGGUGGCGUUUAUUCUGUUAAUGCCUUUUUCUCAUCGUCAACUAACAGUAAUGUUGCUCUUACCUUUCAAACUGGUGCUUUUGGAAAACCUUACUUCGAAUGCGUUCUGUUUGAAAUUCUUGUCGAUAAUAAAACUGAUUCCAAAUGGAAGGUGUCAUUUGCUGAUAUUCAUGAUGUUAGCUUCAAUAAAGAUGAAGGUGAAGUGUGA